AUGUUGGAACCGAUCCGGAGGCACCGUUGCUCCCGGAAAGCAUUGCAAUGCAGUUUUUACGUCCUGUUGCUGUUGGUGCUGGUGUUGACGGGAGUGCUGGCCAGUGGCAGUCGUGUGAGAUCCAGAAAGCACAGAUCAUCCCACGACAGGUCACCCGUCUCACGAUGGCAGUCCCGGUCGUCGUCCGAUGGAACGUCUAAUACAAUCCAUGAAGUAGCCGCAAAACCUGCUCCCUUCUCUAAACCUGCCCAUGCCGUGUCGAGUGGCCCUAAAAAACGCUCGUACUAUGUGCCCACGGUGACAAACCUGGAGAACAAUCUGCACCACUUCAUUAACAACCUCAAGACGUCCAAGCUGGCUCACGCAGUGAACGGAGUUAGUGGAGCCAUCCAACAGGCCGUAUCCCUGCCAGGACACGGAUCCGUCAAUCUGGUGGGUAGUCAUCGGCCAGUCUCUGGUCUGCACGGACCCUCCAGUUAUUAUGCCAACGCCAACGAGCUGCGGUAUGGGCAACCUUUCGUGAGCAAGCAGGCGUCAGGUCACUUCAAAUCGUCCUCCGGGGGUUACGGCAAGAAGCCUGGCCAUCACAAGCGGGGCCGACAUCCAACUGCAUCUCCGCCCGGAAAGUACGACUCGCUGAUGUCCGACCUGGGCAUAUCCGGCUACAAACAUUUUGAAAACGCCGUCAUCCGGGAUUUGGAGCGGCGCGAGGAACUGAAGGUAGAGGCCACCAUCCACACGCUGUUCCCAGAGGACGAAGAUUGGCGUCCGAUCGCAGCAAGCAAGAAACCAACCGCCUCGAAGUCGCACAUCGGAGUUGCAGAGCUUUCGGAGUCAAAGAUCGUCCCGGCGUUGGUGGUUCCACCGGAGAAGCGCCCUCUAGAGUCGGGCACUCGGACUACCCGUGUGAAGCCUUCAACGAGCACCAUCGGAACGGCAGGACGACCUGGUGGAUUGACGAGUCCUGCCACAGGGCCAAAGACCACAACAACUCCCGGUUCUAAGCACCGUUCCAAGGGUAGCCCUCUGGGGAAGACGAAACGUCCCAAACCAGACAAACCAGCGACAUGCUGGAACUGUGUCGGAUCGUCAUCUUCAACCAGCGCUCCGAGGCAACCAGUACCGGCGACAACAGCGACAACUUCUGGAGUCCCGAGUUCGACCGCCCUGGCGACGUCAACGCAACGUUUCGGACCCUCGUAUGAUGCCACGAUGUUCUACGGCAACGACGGAAAACCUCCGGCGGCUAUUGCUCAGUCCUACAGUAACGUGGAGAUUCAGUACAACCACACCCAGCCACCACCGUUCGUGGGGAACCCUUGGACGGUGGUCACUACCGGAGGUUCUGGAGGACUUCUCACUGAGGUCAGCACCCAACCGGCUCCACCCGUGACCACGUUCUCUGCCCAAACAAUUCCGGGCUUCUACGCGAGCGGCAUCAAGAAGAGCUUCUCGAAAGCCGUUAAGCCGUACCUCGCGAAGGGGGACACCACGGUUGCUUCGGCCCCCACUCACAAACCGACUGGCGGCUCGCAAGGGCCGAAGGGAACGACUAAGAAACGAACGACCCACCGACAGGACGCCCGGAAGCCGGCCGAUAAUGUUGGAGCUGGCUCGAGCAAGAGCGAGUUGCGCGUGAGAAAGAAGUUCGACUCAAAGUAUAGCCGGAACCGGGGCUCGAUCAAGUUCAAGGAUGCGCUCGAACGGAACCCGGACCAGAUCUACCGGUGA
Molecule: messenger RNA, 1731 nt
Organism: Anopheles nili
Lineage: Eukaryota; Metazoa; Arthropoda; Insecta; Diptera; Culicidae
Exons: 3
Coding region: 1-1731 (576 amino acids)
Source: RefSeq, a predicted model, not a curated record